Molecule: messenger RNA, 1676 nt
Organism: Rattus norvegicus (Norway rat)
Lineage: Eukaryota; Metazoa; Chordata; Mammalia; Rodentia; Muridae
Gene: C1h9orf40
Product: similar to human chromosome 9 open reading frame 40
Source: RefSeq, marked provisional
CUGUGUUGCGGCUCCCUCAACGUCCGGCCCACCCUCGGGACGUCCCGAGCUCAGUGCCACCCUCCACCUGCCGCCCACGCGACCCGCAUCCCUGGCCCAUGGCCAAGCGGCGUGCGGCUGAGCCGCUCACGUUCCGCGUGCCUUGGAAGCGGCUCCUGCUCAGCGACUUCCCCGAGGAGCCGCCGCUCUGGGUCCCGCCGUCUGGGGCGGCUCGGCCCCUCAAGCGCCAGGGGGACGCGGGGACCAUGGCCGAACCUGCGUCUGCACCCCGUAAACGACGAGGCGGUGGGGACGACGAACCGGAGCUGCAGGGCCGUGGCCUGGAGCCCGGAGAGCCACCUCCUGGGGAACAGGGGGAGCCCCAGGUCAGCCGGGCCGCGGGCGGCGGCGACAGGGUAGAGAGCGCGGGCAGCCCGCAGGGAGCCGACGAGGUGCACAGCCAGCACAAUGAAGACUUUUGGCAGUAUAAUACAUUCCAGUAUUGGAGGAACCCUCUACCACCUAUUGAUCUGGCAGCUCUUGAAGAUGUGAGUGCAAACAGCCUGACAGAAACCCUUGAGGACAAGAAUGAAGGAGUUGAGAUUGACAUGGAGUCCUGACAGAAGGAUCCAAAGGAAUGGGAUUCAUUGAAUUGGAGGAGACCUAUGGAAAAGUUCUUUUCCAUACUUGACAUGAUACUCUUUUCAAACCUGAAAUAUGAGGAAGAGUUCUGGGAUAAAUAACUAAUUACUACUGAAUCUCCUCAUGGAGAGUUGGAAAGGAUAUAUACAGCUGCAGACAAAAUACUUUGUGUAUACAUUUUUAAUGAAAAAAGUUUUGUUCGUGCUCUUGACUUUGAAGAUGCUUAUCUUAGAAAAGGAGGUUUUGGACAGUCUAAGAGGAAGCACUCGGGUCUUCCACACUUGUUCUGUCAAAUGUUCCUUUGUACCAGAAAGCUUAUUUGUGGUACACGGAAUGAAUUCAUUUAUACAGCGGAUGCUAAUAAGUACUUUCUAGUACAUCUUAUUGGCUCCCCUUGGUUGAACAAAUAGGAGACAUGCAAAUAAGAACAAAUAGGAGUAUCUAUGCAAAAGUAAAAUGUGGGAUUGUUCCUGGAAAUUAGCUUUGUUCUAAGAGUGUAAAUUUAAACUAGUGAGAACUUCCAUUUGGGUAGCUUGUUUUAACUUUCACUAUUUACUGUUUAUUAAAACAGUAUAGGCAAUGAGUACAGCCAAACAAUGGAUAGAGAACAGUAGAAAGCAGAUGCCUGCCCCUCCCCCCUUUUUCUGAGAUGAAAGAAAUGAUCUGGUCAGUUUACUGAUUUUUGUUGUGAGGACAUUUUUUAUAUUGUUGAUUACUUCAGAUCUGUAGUUCUCAACACUUAGAGCACUUUAACCAUCUCUGCUUGAGCCCUGGUCCUAGAGAGAUCUCAUUCAACUAUUUGCAGGUGACUUUACACAUAGGUUGUUUUGUUUUAUUUUAUUUUUGCACCAAUUCUGUAUCCUGUAUUGUGUAGGUGGGGCCAGAACCACUAGACCAGCAGCUUUUCCUAUUUAAAGGAGAUCACUAGUGCAAGCUGCAGCAACGCCUCUUCAUUAGUUUUGUCUAUAUCUUAUGUUACUUGAUUUGUCGUUACUAAGUUAUUGUGUUACAAUUUAUUUUUUAAUAAAGUACACUGUUUAUGUUUGAGCUAUGUA